AUGCUAGACAAUCUAGUAGCAAUGGAACAGCGCAGGCCGCCCGAAUACAUCAUAGAGGUCUUCGCAGAUCCUUCCUCGGUCAAAGAUGUCGUGAGAGGAAUCUUGCAUACCAUCUUCUUCCACCGAUUCUUCCCCGCUAUUCGGCCCCGGACGCGCGAUGUUCUAGAUCUUACCUUACCCGUAGUUGAAGAUGUAGAGUUGGAGACCUUGAUCGACCAGAGGACGGCGGCGCUCGUGCAACAAUUAGAUACUAGCUCGGAUAUGAGAACGCGGAAUUCCGGAGUGAGAGGGUCGAUGGCUGUCCAGUUCUUUGAAAAGAAGCGCCGGAAGGCCUGGUCAUUUAUGAAAGCAGAUGAAGAGGUAUGUUGGGAGCAAUGGACGUUAGAUGUGACGCUGGCAACGCCGAGGACCGAAACAGAGAGAGCGAAAGUCCGAAAAGCUAUGGAGGCUAUGCUGCUGAAGGCCGCCAUGAAGAUCGUGACAACAGUGAACCGAGAGAAAGAUCACAUUCCACCCAUCACCACGAGCGAAGCAAACCCGUUCCCCUACCAGAUUGUGAUUAAUCCGAAGGGCGAUGGAUGGGGAACACGAAUGGGCAUUUUUUGA
Molecule: messenger RNA, 606 nt
Organism: Lachnellula hyalina
Lineage: Eukaryota; Fungi; Ascomycota; Leotiomycetes; Helotiales; Lachnaceae
Gene: mug66
Product: Meiotically up-regulated protein
Exons: 3
Coding region: 1-606 (201 amino acids)
Biological process (GO): autophagy; autophagosome assembly
Cellular component (GO): phagophore assembly site
Source: RefSeq, a predicted model, not a curated record